Capsella rubella is the source of this 1620-nucleotide messenger RNA. RefSeq lists its product as uncharacterized. The record is from RefSeq and is a predicted model, not a curated record. The coding region runs from base 183 to 1427 and encodes 414 amino acids. Gene Ontology annotation, molecular function: nucleic acid binding; zinc ion binding. The transcript has a single exon. Lineage: Eukaryota; Viridiplantae; Streptophyta; Magnoliopsida; Brassicales; Brassicaceae.
UUCACUUGGUUUAUAUAUAACCGAACCAAGAAUAAAACCAAAACCGAGCCACUAGUCAAUUGAACGCUAGGGUUUGCGGUUAAGAAUAAGAGUCACUAUUCUAUAGUGAUUAGUUUAAUCGCAUCGCUUGGUCCAAGAGAGAAUAUACAGAGAAAAAGGUUCGACGACAGUUGUUAGCGGCAAUGGCGGCGGUGAAUAUUCAAGACGGUGUCUCCGAUGACUUUGACUAUGAACAUUGGGCUCCAAUCACUAGAAAAAAACUGGUGGAGAAUGGAGUUUGGGAUGUUGUUCAAAACGGAGUCUCCCCAAAUCCAACGAAGAUUCCAGCGUUAGCGGCUACUAUAGAGGUCGUAGAUCUCGCACAAUGGAGAAAUCGUGUGAUUAAAGACAACAAAGCGCUGAAGAUAAUGCAAUCUUCUCUCCCUGAUUCGGUUUUCAGGAAAACUAUCUCGGUUGCGUCGUCCAAGGAUCUUUGGGAUUUGCUCCAAAAAGGUAACGACAACGAAGAAGCUAAGCUACGUAGGUUGGAGAAGCAGUUCGAAAAUCUUAUGAUGUGGGAAGGAGAACCUAUUGAUUUGUACUUGGAUAGAGUUUUGCAUUUGGUUGAACAGUUUCGUAGUUCAGGAAAUGCGAAAUCUGAUGAUCAGGUUAUCGCUAAGCUUUUUACUUCGUUGUCAUGGUCAUACGACGAUGCUAUUCCUGUGUUGGAGGAACUCAUGAAUCUGCCUGAUAUGAUUCUUCGCGAUCUUCUUGGUGUAUUGAAUACGUAUGGUGAUCAUCCUGAAACUAUGCCUCGUGAUUUGAAGGAUGUCAUUAAACGUCUUAGAAAAUGCAAGUCUGAGCAGACGUGGUGUGGCGUGUGCAAGAAGUACAAUCACUACCAAGAAGACUGUUAUUACAACCCUAGGGUAGUGGACUUGAGUGGAGGCAGAGGCCAAUGCUUUCAAUGUGGAGAAAGAGGGCAUUAUGCUAGAGACUGUGGCAACGUUAGGACGGCAACACAAGCUAAGCUAGAUCGGAAGAGAGAAGUCAAAGAUGAUUUUACAUAUGAUGAGGAUAUGUGGAUGUUAUACACCACCACUGCGAAUCACAUGACUCCGUAUGAGAAGUUUUUCACAACUUUAGACCGAACAUACAGAGCUGGGGUUCAGUUAGCAGACGGGAAUGUUGUCAUGGUGGAAGGGAUUGGAGAUGUCAUGUUUAUGAUGAAUGGAGUGAGGAUGACAAUCAAGGAUGUGCUUUUCGUUCCCCGGGUCAACAGAAACGUUUUGAGUUUUAGCCGGAUGGGAAAAAGAGGCUUCUCAAUGGAAAUGGCAGGAGGUGAAUGCACUAUUAGGUAUCAGACUGGGAAAAUAUUUGUUAAAACCAUGCGUGAAAAGAGAGGCAUUGCUCUGCGUUUGGAGGUGAUUAAGAGGUAUUCACUUUGAAUAAAUUUGGAAGUAGACUUACUCUUUAGGUGGAAUAUAUCAAGUCGUUUAUGUGGUUUCAGUUUUGAUUUUGUCGUCUAAGAAAGCUUACUCGUAUUCUGCUACUGCAAUAUGAGUUAGUCUGGUUUUUUUAUUGGUUUUAGUCUAGUUGUUUGGAACCUAUUUUGUAUUCACUAAGCAUUGCUUUUGUCAA